Messenger RNA from Synchytrium microbalum, 2061 nucleotides. RefSeq lists its product as uncharacterized. Gene Ontology annotation, molecular function: transmembrane transporter activity. The record is from RefSeq and is a predicted model, not a curated record. NCBI's taxonomy places the organism in Eukaryota, Fungi, Chytridiomycota, Chytridiomycetes, Synchytriales, Synchytriaceae. The coding region runs from base 1 to 2061 and encodes 686 amino acids. Gene Ontology annotation, biological process: transmembrane transport. The transcript has 5 exons.
AUGGAGGGGUCAAUGUCAUCAAACCCAAAUCUUGCACAUAUUCUGAACGAUAAACCGCCCGUAUCACCUUCGAAAUCACUGUCAUUUGCACCACUACUCAUCGAUAACAAUGAUCUAGACACCUCCAUUGCACCACCUGCGCAACAGGUUUCACCUUCCAUCCUGGAGCAACCAUCGACACCUCUAAGUAGAAACCCAUCUUUGAGGCAUUUAGGCGCAAGGAGAAGAUCCAGUUCCUUGUUACGACGAUCAAGUAGUUUCGGUGGUGCUCCCAUCGUCAUCAUUGAAACUAUCCCACCACCUGGUGAUGAGGCCAGUCCAUAUGAUUUCUUGUCUAGUAGUGGCUGGAGAUGGCUCAUUCUUAUAUUGUCGUGUCUGCUGCUCUUCGGGAACUACUAUGCAUAUGAUUUGAUUGCAGCUCUCAACAGACCGAUGCAAGAGUGGUUGGGAUCAGACUAUGAUACAUAUCAAUAUCAAUUGAAUCUUCUUUACUCGGUAUACUCCUUCCCAAACAUGUUCCUACCCUUUUUGGGAGGACAGCUAGUAGACAAGGUUGACUCAAAAAAGGUCUUGAUUCUCUUUUCAUUGUUUGUCUGUAUUGGACAGACAAUAUUCGCUAUCGGUGUAAGCUCUAGGCAGUUUGGAUUGAUGGUGUUGGGAAGAAUCUUGUUUGGUAUUGGUGGUGAAAGUAUAAGUGUCGUUCAGGCUAGCAUUACGACGUCAUGGUUCAAGGGAAAGGAGUUGGCUUUUGCUCUAGGAUUAAAUCUAUGUAUAGCAAGAUUCGGAUCUGUCGCGAAUUCUCUAGCUUCUCCAAGGAUUGAAGUCCUUACCAAUGUACCAACCGCAGUCUGGGCAGGAACCCUCAUGUGCUACUUGAGCUUUGGUGCUUCCAUGGCUCUAGUAUCUGUAAUCGCUCAUAAGUCGCCACCUAGUGAUACCAAUAAUACCAACCAAUCCACAUCACCAUCAACUUCAGAAGUCUCACGGCGACGACAAUCAAUGUCAUCACUACCGCCACAACAUAGAUUAAGCCGUGGUACGAGCUUAGCUGACCCAACAGUAACGACACCCCUACUUGCCAGACAACCAUCCAUAUAUGUAGAAACGACCAUUGCUGCAACUUGGUCGCGUGCUAUGGAGGACGUACGGCUACUACCAUUUACGUUUUGGCUGGUGUGUCUGAUAUGUGUCUUGCUAUAUGGCACGGUAGUUCCCUUUAAUAAUAUUGCAUCAGAUUUCUUACAAUCAAAAUGGUUUCCUGGCGAUACCGUCAUGGCUGGAAACGUUAUGUGUAUCCCAGAUACCAUGUCAGCAGUACUAGUACCGAUUUGUGGCAUACUAGUAGACAAGUAUGGUCGCAGGGCUUCAGUACUAGUUCUCUGCGCAUUGGUUAUUGCUGCCGUCCAUCUGAUACUAGGAUUAACGAUGAUAUACCCAGUAUUCCCGCUCAUAUUCUUGGGUCUGUCGUACUCAAUGUAUGGUGUAGCAAUAUGGCCAUCUAUUGCCACAAUCAUACAGCAUGAAGAAGAAAUGUAUGAUCAAUCUCAUCUCAAGGAACCCAAUCUUAAAUUACUUGGAACGGGAUAUGGCCUAAGCACGUCGGCACUCAACAUGGCAUUGACUGUAUUUCCUCUAGUAGCAGCUCAAGUGAGAGUUUGGGGAGGGAGUUUCUUGCCGGUUGAACUCUUCUUUGUAUCGUUAGCCGUAAUGGGAGCCAUAGCAUCAGCAGUUUUGUGGGCUGUUGAUAGUCGUAAUGGUGGUGUAUUAGAAAGGCCAGAGAUUAUUAUGGAGCACCAUGAAUCCGAUGAAGAGUCUGAGCCAUUGUUGGUUCACAUAACUGAUGACACUCCUGUAAAUAACAGAUUGAAAGGUCAUGCUUCGUCGGUGGGAGAUGGUCGCGGUGGUGGUCGACUGUUCAAACGUGGAACUUCACCUUCAGCUGCUGAUGCUGAUUCGGUACCUGGUAAUAGUGGUAAUAAUAGAGCAUGGUUGCAUCGUAACUCGUCGACUCCGAGAUUCACUUUGGAUCCAGAAGAGGAUGGAUGCAAUGAAGAAUCGUAA